UUUUACGACCCUCUGCUGGACAACAUGAUGAGCAUCGCUCCUGUUGAACAGUGGAGGAAGAUUCGACCAGCUGCGAGUCCAGCAUUCUCGACUGGAAAGCUGCGAAAGAUGAACUCGUUAAUCGAGGACUGCGCGGUUAUGACCGCAGAACACCUGAAAAAGGCGGCGUCUAAUAGAGAAGACAUCGAUGUCAAACAGUUCUUUGGUCACUACACCUUGGAUGUCAUUGCGAGGUGCGCUUUCGCAACAAGGCUGGACUCUCACUCUGACCAGACCAACGAAUUCGUGACCAGAUCAAGGCAGGCCUUCUCUGGACGCAUCACACCUCGCCUUUUCUUGUUCUUCGUAUUUCCAGCCAUUGCAAAGAUCCUAAAACUUCGACCAUUCAACGCAGACAUCUUUCUGUACUUCAAGCAGAUAUGUCAGAACAUCAUUAAGGCCCGACAGGACAAUCAAUCCCGCCACGAAGACUUUUUGCAACUUAUGAUGGAUGCUCAAGAAGGAAAACUUGGGUCUACAGCAGAAAAUACCACUGAGAGGGACAACCAGCUCUUCAACCUUGGCUCAGAUGUCAAGCCAGAUACUUCGUUUUCGUCGAAUAAGACCCUGACUGAGGACGAGUCCAUGGCGCAGUGCGUACUGUUCUUCCUCGCUGGCCAGGACACAACCUCAACAGUGAUCUCGUUCACGCUGUACCUGCUUGCGAUUCACCCUGACGUGCAGGAGAAGCUGAGAGAGGAAGUCGACGAGUGUUUCAAGGUUCACGGAGAACACCCGAGCUUGGAUGUUGUCACAAAACUCAAGUACCUAGACUGCGUUGUCUCCGAGUCUCUUCGAAUGUAUCCUCCAGCGACGCGUAUUGAGCGAUCACCGUAUGAAGACUACGUUCUCGGAGAUACAGGAGUGAAGGUGAAGAAGGGCGAGUUGGUGGCCGUCCCCGUCUACUCCAUGCACUACGACCCGCAGUACUUUCCCAAUCCUGCGAAGUUUGAUCCAGAAAGGUUCAGUGACGAGAAUGUCGACUCCAUACAACCGUACACGUACCUGCCGUUUGGAGCAGGGCCUCGCAACUGCAUCGGCAUGCGGUUCGCCCUGCAAGCCGUGAAGCUGUCUAUCCUGCACACCAUCCGAAACGUGAAGGUGGUUCGGACGGAAAAGACAAAAGUGCCCCUGCAAUUCCAGAACGGAUUCAGCGUCCUGACAGCCAAAGACAUCACAUUAGGAAUACGGAAAAGGGGCAUCACGAAUAGCGGAUUGACCAUGGCGACCUUCCUGGGAUUACCGGAUUGGAUUAUCUUCGCGGCGACGGUCUGUGUCCUCUUAUAUCUGUAUGCAAGUCGGAAUCGCAACUACUGGAAGAACCAAAAUGUCACGUCAGAGCCAUUUGCCCUCAUAUUUGGCCCCACGUUGAAGCUCAUGUUCCAACCUAUUCAUUUGCUUGAUACUACCCGGUACAACAAGUACGGAAGAAUAUUCGGCACCUUUGAGACCGGCAAGAGCGUCCUGUUUGUAGCCGAACCUGAACUGGUGAAGCAAGUCAUGGUCAAGGAUUUUCCUGCACUGCCGAAUCGAAGGACGUUCACGUUCUCCGACCCCAUAUUGGACAACAUGAUGAGCACCGUUUCCGUGGAUAGAUGGCGAAAGAUUCGACCGGCCUCGAGUCCUGCCUUUUCCACUGGAAGGCUAAGAAAGAUGAAUUCCUUGAUUGAGGACUGCGCAGUGGUGACAGCACAACACCUGAAAGAGGCGGCGGCAAAGGAGGAGGACAUCGACAUCAAACAGUUCUUCGGCAACUAUGCAGUGGACGUAAUUGCAAGAUGCGCAUUCGGCACGAAGUUGGACUCUCACUCGGACCAGACCAAUGAGUUUGUCACCAGAUCACGACAGGCCUUCUCGGGACGUGUCACACCACGCAUUUUUCUCUUUUUUGUAUUCCCAGCCAUCUCAAGAUUACUUGGGCUGCGACCAUUUAAUACGGACAUAUUUCUCUACUUCAAGGAGAUAUGCCUCAACAUCAUCAAAGGCCGACAGGACAAACAAUUUCGGCACGAAGACUUUCUUCAACUGAUGAUGGACGCCAAGGAAGGAAAGCUUGCACCCACAGUAGAAAAUGCUUCUGAACGCGACAAUCAACUCUUCAACCUUGGUUCCGACCUGAAGCCCGACACGUCGUUUUCAUCGAAUAAAACAUUGACUGAGGAUGAAGCAAUGGCCCAAUGCGUGCUCUUCUUCUUCGCUGGCCAGGACACGACCUCGAGUGUGAUCUCGUAUACGCUUUACCAGCUGGCAAUUAACCCCGAGGUGCAGGAAAAGCUGAGGGAAGAAGUGGACGAAUGCUUCACUAUGCACGGAGAACAUCCCGGCUUGGAUGUGAUUACUAAACUGAAAUACCUACACGGUGUUGUCUCCGAGGCUCUUCGAAUGUACCCUCCAGCUACACGAAUUGAGCGAUCGCCAGUCGAGGACUACGUUCUGGGAGACACUGGAAUCAAAGUGAAGAAAGGAGACUUAAUUGCAGUCCCCGUCUACUCCAUGCAUCACGACCCGCAGUACUUUCCUGAUCCGUUCACGUUCAACCAAGAGAGGUUCAGCGACGAGAACAUGGAUUCCAUCCAGCCGUACACGUACCUUCCAUUCGGUGCUGGGCCGCGCAACUGCAUUGGCAUGCGCUUCGCUCUGCAAGCAGUGAAGCUUUCUGUGCUCUACACUAUUCGCAACGUCAAGGUGGUGCGCACGAAAAAAACGAAAGUGCCUCUGGAAUUCCAAAACGGGUUCAGCGUCCUCACUGCCAAGGACAUCACACUCGGAAUCAGGAAACGAGGAUAACAAGCGGGAUUUUCUCUCAAGUUAUUAAACGUGCAAUAACAUCGAAAACUGGUUUCCACAUGACCACCUGACGAAACUUUCCGCCUUACCGAAACAAAGCGACACCAAGCUAUUCUCUAGAAAGACAGCGUUAUCAAUGCAGGCGCAAGUUCCCUCCCGCAUUGCAGUUCCUAAUGUAUAGUAGCAACAUAAGUUAUUAUUAGGUUAAUAGAAUCAAGUACUAAAUUUAGUAAUUUGUUUUCUUUCCGCAGAUACAUGUAGCGCAGUUGACGUAUUUUUCAUCAGAUGCAGUUGCCAAAUACUGCACGAACACAGACUGCAAUGGAACGAAGAGUUUGGAAAUAAAACCUAGUAUUUAUUUUGCACAUUUCGAAAAGCGUUAUCUAACUGCCU
Messenger RNA from Dermacentor albipictus, 3219 nucleotides. RefSeq names its product cytochrome P450 3A8-like. NCBI's taxonomy places the organism in Eukaryota, Metazoa, Arthropoda, Arachnida, Ixodida, Ixodidae. The record is from RefSeq and is a predicted model, not a curated record. Gene Ontology annotation, molecular function: iron ion binding; heme binding; oxidoreductase activity, acting on paired donors, with incorporation or reduction of molecular oxygen.